Mus musculus (house mouse) is the source of this 9908-nucleotide messenger RNA. It is a transcript of the gene Ptprf, whose product is annotated as protein tyrosine phosphatase receptor type F. Bases 3000 to 8300 code for a protein of 1766 amino acids. Gene Ontology annotation, molecular function: protein tyrosine phosphatase activity; phosphoprotein phosphatase activity; cell adhesion molecule binding. Gene Ontology annotation, cellular component: membrane. The record is from RefSeq and is a predicted model, not a curated record. Gene Ontology annotation, biological process: regulation of neuron projection development; cell migration; synaptic membrane adhesion. The transcript is spliced from 29 exons. Lineage: Eukaryota; Metazoa; Chordata; Mammalia; Rodentia; Muridae.
UGUGGUGUGGUGUGGGUGGGGAGUGGGCACACAGACACAUGCAGUUAUAUGUGAAUAUGCAUUUUUGACCUGACUUUCCCUCCUGCUACUCCAGCAGGCUGGGCUCUAGGACUCUGGUUCUAAACUUUAAAUCUGGCUCAGGAAUGGCCCAGAUCGGCCUUCCGGGAGGAGCCUGCUGUGGUCUACGACCAACUCCGCCCCUCACCUUGCGUGAGGCUGAGGUAGCUGAGCCCCUAUGGGUAUAUUGCCUUGAGCAUUCCUAGUUGGGGCGAAAUGGACUGGGGGCUAUUUACAGUAUUUACAGUUCGGUCCACAGCUGAAGGGUCUGGGACUGUUUUGGUGUGUCCAGCCUCUGUUUAUAGCCAGAGGGAAUCAAAGUUGGCCGCCUGGGCCUCCCUGAGACCAUGAGAGAUAGUCGAGAAAGAUGGAUCUCUCACUGGGGAUGGCUGAAGGAAAGAGACCAAGCUUCCUUGUAGCUCCCUGCAGUAGUCACUCCAUCCCUUAAAAGCUUCCUUCCCUCUUUCUGAGGAUAGUAUGACGUCUCUCCAACUCAUGGAGCCCAAGUGAUGGCAGUGGCCUGUCCUGUCUCAAGGCAGUUCAGUAGACUUGCUUACCCAAGGUAGAGAGGUGCAAGCCACCAGCUGCUUACUGAGGGCCAGCCAUGCCCCAGGGCACAGGUUUUGGAGGGGUCAAAGGUGUCAGCUUGUUAGUUGACCAGAGGGGCUGUUUGUAUUGGGCUAAUUGUGUUCCUUCAUGGGAGUUGGGAAACCCCUCUCUCUGUCCUUGUUGUUGAGUGCCCUUGUAUACCCAUCAGUGAGAUGACCCACGGCCAGUCUUGAGGAACACCACCAGGACAGAGACCAGGAACCCAAAAACUUCCUGAAAACAGAGAGGAGUAGAACUGGAGAGAGCACACUUAACCCAGGGCUGAUCCAGGCUGGGUAUCUUAACAAAGGCCCAGGAGUCUGCCAAGUUCCCUCUGGGAGAUUAGCAGCUGAAAAGAUUUCACAAUGACUGGCCUCCUCCCUGCUCUUCAGCCAAGGCAGCCCCUAUCUACACAUGGCUACAGCAGAGAGCGGAGAAUCCUGCAGGGCCUUGGUAAACCCCAAGCCAGCUGGCUGUUUAAGCAUUGCUUUAUGGCCGUUUCCUAGGGUAGAGCUGCCAGAGGCAGUACCAAAGCAGGAAAAGGCCACCCAGAUUCAGAAAGGAUGAUGCGGGCAUCCUAGCUAGGCACCACACCUGUCCAGCUCCCACAGACAUGCUGGCUGUGGCCAGCGGCGGGGCCAUGGUUAUCUCUGGAAAUGGACUGAGGUGGCUGCUAAGGCACUCCUUGGAGCAUCCCUACCUGCAGAGUCCCCGCUGUCCACACAUGAUUGACUUGGACAUGACCCUAGCUGGAGCCUGCCUUCUCCCACCUCGUGGCAUAAGAUCCACUUGGAAGAGCUUUGGGAGGUCAAGGGCAUGGGAGCUUCUUUACCCAUUUUACGCUCAGCCCUUCCUGCCUAGAGCCUAACGUCGCCAACCUGGCUUCUAUAGCUCACCCUCCAGGCCCUGCCUCAUAUCUAGAACCCAUCUAAAUCUAUGAGGGACCUUUGAUUCUCGGAUCUGUACCGUAAGGAAAGCCCUGCUCACUGAGACCCUGGCCUGUAGUGUUUGCAGCUUCCUUUUGUGCCUAGCAAAGCCCCAUCAGCCCCAGGAGUGCUCUGGGACCACCUUGUGUAGUAGUACUAACUACCAGCUCUGUAUUUGUAACUCUGUAUGUGGGUGGCUAGGGAUGGAAGAACCCCGCCCCACUCCAGUGCCUAUCUGCUGGACUCUUUGUCUCCCAAUAUAGCAAUUUCAGUCCAUAAUGGUUCCUGUUAUCACCCAGAGAUGGAAGUCCCCCAACUCUUGUCAGGCCUUAAGCCUCCUGAUUCAGGCUAGUAUGAAUUAUAGCUCAGAUGUUUCUUACCCUUCGCACUGUUGACAUUUUAGACUGAAUACAUCUCUGUUGAGAGCCAUUCUACGCAUAGUAGGAUAUUUAGAAGCAUCCCUAGCCAGUCAGGAACCAGUAGCAGCACUUAAUAAGACCAGUCUAAAUGGCCACAACUCUCUCCAGACGCCGGCACCCAGAGGCAGUUUGCCCCUGUGGAUACCCUUUCUCGGGAUUGCUGCCUCCUGAGGGCUUCUGUCUCCAUCUCUAACUUUGUUCUUCUGUCUAGUGACUCAUCUUCUCAGACUUAGCCUCCCUCCUCACGUCCUUCCUCUGUUCCCCAGACUGUCGGGGCUCUCCCUGCCUCUCUGAGGCCGUAGGCUGCUUCAACCGAUGGGGCAGUGCAUGGGCAUCAGAGCUUCCCGCAUGCUGCCAGGAGCACAGGAGGCGCGUGAGAGUCAGCUGUCUGGGCUCUGUUGGGCUAGCGCUGGGGCACACACAUCGUGCAGUCACAGCUGACUUUAUUCACAGUUGCCUGCAGUUCCACCCACCGUCUAGCAGGCCCAGGCACGCUGGGUGGACCAGCCUCUUUCUCCAUCACCAUCUGACUCCCUCCCUGAGUGACUCACUCUCUCCUUCCAUCCACGGCGUCUCUCCCCUCCGGCUCUCAGGCAUACAGCUUCCCGGGCCAAAGGCAGAACUCUGCCCUUGGCAAAGCUUGCCUUACCUGUACCAAGAUCACCAGCCUCUCCGUUCUCUUCAGGAACCCGGCAUCUGAGACUCAGCUGUAUGACUAGAGGACAUUUCCUCUUAGCCUUUCUUUCCACAGGCAUCCGGGCGUGCUCCUCACACUGGUGUUGGCGAGGCAUGGGGCUUCCUCACAGUGGUGGGGCUGGAGUGGCUUGUGUGCCUCGGUGGGUUUGUGAGCUGGGUGGACCCUGACCCCAGAGCCUGGUAGGGUCUGUCUGAGCGGUGAGGGUGUGUGAGGCAUGGUGACUAGCCCGUGCCCCACUUCUACCCCUACCUGCUCUGCCCUCAUCGUCCCUGGCACUGCUGGUGGGCCCUACCCUGUCCACUGUGUCUCUCCAUGAGUCCUAAGUCCUCUGUGAGCGGCGUGGUCCGUGUGCACCUGUGUGCACGUGUGUGUGCGAGGGGCACAGGAGUCCUGUCUUGUCUCUGUGCUGUGUGGGCAGAUGGAGGUUGGCCUGUUUUUACUCUCUCUGUGUUUCUCCUUGUCUUUUUUUAUUCCCUCUCAUCCUCAUCGCACUCUGCCAUCAACCCAAACUCUCAUCUCUCAGAUCAGCGAGAAGUGCGUCGCGUGGCUCCUCGUUUCUCCAUCCCUCCCAGCAGCCAAGAGGUGAUGCCGGGCGGCAGCGUGAAUCUCACAUGUGUGGCAGUGGGCGCGCCCAUGCCGUAUGUGAAAUGGAUGAUGGGCGCCGAGGAACUGACCAAAGAGGAUGAGAUGCCAGUCGGCCGAAAUGUUCUGGAGCUCAGCAAUGUCAUGCGAUCUGCCAACUAUACCUGUGUGGCCAUCUCUUCAUUAGGCAUGAUAGAAGCCACGGCCCAGGUCACAGUAAAAGCUCUGCCAAAGCCUCCAAUUGAUCUUGUGGUGACAGAGACAACCGCCACCAGUGUUACUCUGACAUGGGACUCUGGAAAUACCGAGCCUGUGUCCUUCUACGGCAUCCAGUACCGCGCAGCUGGCACAGACGGCCCCUUCCAGGAAGUGGAUGGUGUGGCCAGCACCCGAUACAGCAUUGGUGGCCUCAGCCCCUUUUCGGAAUAUGCUUUCCGUGUGUUGGCUGUUAACAGCAUUGGGCGAGGACCACCCAGUGAGGCAGUGCGAGCACGCACGGGGGAGCAGGCACCCUCCAGCCCUCCGCGCCGUGUGCAGGCUCGAAUGCUUAGCGCCAGCACCAUGCUGGUCCAGUGGGAACCACCUGAAGAGCCCAAUGGCCUGGUACGGGGAUAUCGCGUCUACUAUACCCCAGAUUCCCGACGCCCUUUGAGCGCCUGGCACAAGCAUAACACUGACGCAGGACUCCUUACCACCGUGGGCAGCCUGCUACCUGGCAUCACCUACAGCCUCCGAGUCCUUGCCUUCACUGCUGUGGGUGACGGCCCACCCAGCCCCACCAUCCAAGUCAAGACACAGCAGGGAGUGCCUGCACAGCCUGCGGACUUCCAGGCUAACGCUGAGUCGGACACCAGGAUCCAGCUCUCGUGGCUGCUGCCCCCGCAGGAGCGGAUCGUCAAGUAUGAGCUGGUGUACUGGGCAGCCGAGGAUGAGGGCCAGCAGCACAAGGUGACCUUCGACCCCACCUCCUCCUACACUCUGGAGGACCUGAAGCCUGACACAUUGUACCACUUCCAGCUGGCUGCCCGUUCAGAUUUGGGGGUGGGCGUCUUCACGCCCACCGUAGAGGCCCGUACAGCACAGUCCACCCCAUCAGCCCCUCCCCAGAAGGUGACAUGUGUGAGCACGGGCUCCACCACGGUCCGGGUAAGUUGGGUUCCACCGCCGGCCGACAGCCGCAACGGCAUUAUCACCCAGUACUCCGUGGCCUAUGAGGCAGUGGACGGCGAAGACCGUAAGCGACAUGUGGUGGAUGGCAUCAGCCGUGAGCAUUCCAGCUGGGACCUGCUGGGCCUGGAGAAGUGGACGGAGUACCGGGUGUGGGUGCGGGCACACACAGAUGUGGGCCCUGGCCCUGAGAGCAGCCCGGUGCUGGUGCGCACCGAUGAGGACGUGCCUAGCGGGCCACCACGGAAGGUAGAGGUUGAGCCUCUGAACUCCACUGCUGUGCAUGUCUCCUGGAAGCUGCCCGUCCCCAACAAGCAGCACGGACAGAUUCGUGGCUACCAGGUCACCUAUGUGCGGUUGGAGAAUGGUGAGCCCCGAGGCCAACCCAUCAUCCAGGAUGUCAUGCUGGCUGAGGCUCAGUGGAGACCAGAGGAGUCCGAGGACUAUGAGACCACCAUCAGCGGCCUCACCCCCGAGACCACCUACUCCAUCACCGUCGCUGCCUACACCACUAAGGGGGAUGGUGCCCGAAGCAAGCCCAAGGUGGUUACUACAACAGGGGCAGUCCCAGGACGGCCCACCAUGAUGGUCAGCACCACGGCCAUGCACACCGCGCUGCUGCAGUGGCACCCACCCAAGGAGCUGCCUGGAGAGCUGCUGGGCUACCGUCUCCAAUACCGGCGGGCCGACGAGGCGCGGCCCAACACCAUAGACUUUGGCAAGGAUGACCAACAUUUUACAGUCACCGGCCUGCACAAAGGGGCCACCUACGUCUUCCGGCUCGCUGCCAAGAACCGGGCUGGCCCAGGAGAAGAGUUUGAGAAAGAGAUCACCACCCCCGAGGAUGUGCCCAGUGGCUUUCCUCAAAAUCUUCGAGUGACAGGACUGACCACAUCUACCACGGAACUGACCUGGGACCCGCCGGUGCUGGCGGAGAGGAAUGGUCACAUCACCAACUAUACUGUGGUCUACCGUGACAUCAACAGCCAGCUUGAACUACAGAAUGUCACCAACGACACACACCUUACACUCUUGGGCCUUAAACCGGACACCACUUAUGACAUCAAGGUCCGUGCACAUACCAGCAAAGGCGCCGGCCCUCUCAGCCCCAGCAUCCAGUCCCGGACCAUGCCCGUGGAGCAAGUGUUUGCCAAGAAUUUCCGUGUGGCCGCUGCGAUGAAGACAUCUGUGCUGCUCAGUUGGGAGGUCCCCGACUCUUAUAAGUCAGCUGUGCCCUUCAAGAUCCUGUACAAUGGGCAGAGCGUGGAGGUGGAUGGGCACUCGAUGCGGAAGCUGAUUGCAGACCUGCAACCCAACACGGAGUACUCCUUCGUCCUGAUGAAUCGUGGCAGUAGCGCCGGGGGCCUACAGCACCUGGUGUCCAUCCGCACUGCCCCGGACCUCCUACCCCAGAAGCCACUGCCUGCCUCCGCCUUUAUAGAGGAUGGCCGCUUCUCCCUCUCCAUGCCUCAAGUGCAGGACCCCUCGCUAGUCAGGUGGUUCUACAUUGUGGUGGUGCCCAUUGACCGUGUGGGCGGGAACUUGCUGGCACCAAGAUGGAACACACCAGAGGAGUUGGAGCUGGACGAGCUUCUGGAGGCCAUCGAGCAGGGCGAGGAGAAACAGCGGAGGCGCCGGCGCCAAGCAGAGCGGCUGAAGCCUUAUGUGGCGGCCCAAGUGGAUGUGCUCCCUGACACCUUCACCCUGGGGGACAAGAAGAGCUACCGCGGCUUCUACAACCGGCCCCUGUCUCCGGAUCUGAGUUACCAGUGCUUCGUUCUCGCCUCCCUCAAGGAACCCAUGGACCAGAAGCGCUACGCCUCCAGCCCCUACUCGGACGAGAUUGUAGUCCAGGUGACGCCAGCACAGCAGCAGGAGGAGCCCGAGAUGCUGUGGGUGACAGGCCCUGUCCUGGCGGUCAUUCUCAUCAUACUCAUUGUCAUCGCCAUCCUCCUGUUCAAGAGGAAGAGAACACACUCCCCAUCAUCAAAGGAUGAGCAGUCAAUCGGGCUGAAGGACUCCCUGUUGGCCCACUCUUCUGACCCUGUGGAGAUGCGAAGGCUUAACUACCAGACCCCAGGUUCCAGUGCCCCCAGUUGCCCGAAUAUCUCAAGUAUGCGAGACCACCCGCCCAUCCCCAUCACUGACCUGGCAGACAAUAUUGAGCGCCUCAAAGCCAACGAUGGGCUCAAGUUCUCCCAGGAGUAUGAGUCCAUUGACCCUGGACAGCAGUUCACAUGGGAGAAUUCCAACUCGGAGGUGAACAAGCCCAAGAACCGCUAUGCAAAUGUCAUUGCCUAUGACCAUUCUCGAGUCCUCCUCACCUCCAUUGAUGGUGUUCCUGGGAGUGACUACAUCAAUGCCAACUACAUUGAUGGCUACCGAAAGCAGAAUGCCUACAUCGCCACACAGGGUCCGCUGCCCGAGACCAUGGGCGAUUUCUGGAGGAUGGUGUGGGAACAGCGCACAGCCACAGUGGUCAUGAUGACCAGGCUAGAGGAGAAAUCCCGGGUGAAGUGUGAUCAGUAUUGGCCAGUCCGUGGCACUGAGACCUAUGGCCUCAUUCAGGUGACCCUGGUGGACACUGUGGAGUUGGCCACAUACACCAUGCGCACCUUUGCCCUCCAUAAGAGUGGCUCCAGUGAGAAGCGUGAGCUGCGUCAGUUCCAGUUCAUGGCCUGGCCAGACCACGGCGUUCCUGAGUACCCCACUCCCAUCUUGGCCUUCCUGAGACGGGUCAAGGCCUGUAACCCACUAGAUGCGGGGCCCAUGGUGGUGCAUUGCAGUGCGGGUGUGGGGCGCACAGGCUGCUUCAUCGUCAUCGACGCAAUGCUGGAGCGUAUGAAGCACGAGAAGACGGUUGACAUCUAUGGCCACGUGACGUGCAUGCGCUCACAAAGGAACUACAUGGUGCAGACCGAGGACCAGUAUGUGUUCAUCCACGAGGCCCUGCUAGAGGCUGCCAUGUGCGGACACACCGAGGUGCUCGCUCGGAACCUCUAUGCCCACAUCCAGAAGCUAGGCCAAGUGCCUCCCGGGGAGAGCGUCACGGCCAUGGAACUUGAGUUCAAGUUGCUGGCCAACUCCAAGGCCCACACGUCGCGCUUUGUCAGUGCCAACCUGCCCUGCAACAAGUUCAAGAACCGCCUAGUGAACAUCAUGCCCUAUGAGCUGACCCGAGUGUGCUUGCAACCCAUCCGUGGUGUGGAGGGCUCAGACUACAUCAAUGCCAGCUUUCUAGAUGGCUACAGACAGCAGAAGGCCUACAUAGCUACACAGGGGCCUCUGGCAGAGAGCACCGAGGACUUCUGGCGCAUGUUAUGGGAGCACAAUUCCACCAUCAUCGUCAUGCUGACCAAGCUUCGGGAGAUGGGCAGGGAGAAAUGUCACCAGUACUGGCCAGCAGAGCGCUCCGCUCGCUAUCAGUACUUCGUUGUUGACCCGAUGGCUGAGUACAACAUGCCCCAGUAUAUUCUGCGUGAAUUCAAAGUCACAGACGCCCGGGAUGGGCAGUCAAGGACAAUCCGACAGUUCCAGUUUACAGACUGGCCAGAGCAAGGAGUACCCAAAACAGGUGAAGGCUUCAUCGACUUCAUCGGGCAGGUGCACAAGACAAAGGAGCAGUUUGGCCAGGAUGGGCCCAUCACGGUGCACUGCAGUGCUGGUGUGGGCCGCACCGGUGUGUUCAUCACCCUGAGCAUUGUCCUGGAGCGCAUGCGGUAUGAGGGUGUGGUUGACAUGUUCCAGACCGUGAAGACCCUCCGCACACAGCGCCCUGCAAUGGUGCAGACAGAGGACCAAUACCAGCUGUGCUACCGUGCGGCCCUGGAAUACCUCGGCAGCUUUGAUCACUAUGCAACGUAACUACUGCUCCCCUCUCCUCCGACGCUCCCCCGCGGGGCUCCGGAGGGGACCCAGCUCCUCUGAGCCAUACCAACCAUCGUCCAGCCCUCCUGCACGGAUGCUGUUGCCGGCAGAGCACAGCCCACUGGGAUCACAGCAUUUCGGGGAACAUUGCCACACCAGUCAGAGAGCCCAGAACACCUGGGCAAGUAGGCGGACUGGCAGCCUGGCUCUGGGCCCUCGUCCACCGGGCCAAGUGGAGCCCCGCUUCAAGCUCUCUGUUCAGCUCCGCGUUCUCAUGCUUCUCAUGGGGUGGGAAAAGGGGGCAAAGCCCCCACUUUUUAUACACUAGGCGGGGUAGACUGCGGGGUCCUAGCCUCUUCCUCCGACUUUGCUUUUGCAGGUCUUUCACUGCAGAUGGGGCUGCUGUGGGAGUUGGGACUUGUUUGUUUUCCUUUUUGAGUUCACGUUGGAUCCUUUCUUGUACAACUUCUGCGGAAGGACACAGUAGUAACUCGCCUUCCUUGUGCAGAGCUAGGGCCCUACCUGAGCAAGUCGGCUGUGGCCCGGGAGGCAGCGUGACUCCUGCUGUCCUCCAGCCUUUCAGAUGAGAUCCUAUUCCAGCCAAAUGCAGGGAAACACUUUAUUUUGUUUGUUUUAGGUUUUGUUUUUCCUUGAGAGCCUUUUUUUAGGCCCCACAGACAGUGGUGGGUGGGGAGGCGAUAGGAAACACAUUCCCCAGUGUGCAUUUAACAUUCAUAGCCUACAACCACAGACGUGUCUGGGGGAGCCUGGCAAGGCGUUCCUCGUCACCAUCGUGUUUGCAAAGGUUCAAAAAACAAAAAUCAAAAAAAAAAAAAAACAUAAAAAUAUUUUUUUUUAAGAAAAGAAAUAAAGAUUCAUCCCCUGGCCUCUACUUCAGAUUCGAAGUGGGAGGCAACUCAAUGUGCCUGGGGCUCGCCAUGGGCCCACAGAGUCUCGCUAUCAUCCCCAGCGUCGCAGUGUGGCAGGUGUUUGUAGGCUGUGGGUUCUGGCCACCUCGGGAAAUGAAUGGCACAGGUGAGGGCCUGUGCCACGCCCCACACACCUCAGGGCCAAGCGGGGGCGUGGCUGGCCCUUCAGGUCAGGCCAGUGGGCCUGGUAGCACAUGUCUGUCCUCAGCCGGACAGAUGCUUUCUCUCCUGGUUUGCAGCUGUCUUCAAAUCCCCCCAUGACCCGCUCUUCCCACUCCUUCAAGUUGCCCUCACAAACCAAUGUGGCAAGACUACUGGACUUGUAUCCAUGGUACUAUACUCAGUCCUCUUAUCUCAGCUUGCUGAGGGGCAGGGAGAGGGUCUCUUCCUCUGGGCAGCACUAUCUAGAUAGGUAAGUGGGGGCGGGGAAGGGUGCAUAGCUGUUUUAGCCGAGGGACUCGAUACCGACGUCCCCAGAUAUAGCUAGGCUAAGUCAAGAUCAACAGUCCGGGGUUGGUGGUGUUGGAUGAAACAUUCAUUUUUACCUUGUGGAUGCUAGUGCUGUAGAGUUCACUGUUGUACACAGUCUGUUUUCUAUUUGUUAAGAAAAACUACAGCAUCAUUGCAUACUUCUUGAUGGUAAUAAAUUUGAAUAAUCAAGAUUUCUUACACACUA